AAUCCGUAUAUAAUGCCGCCUGUAGACUGCUCGCCAACAGCCCUCGGCUAGCAUCAUCUCGAGGUUCAUAGCCGCGUGUCUAGACGCCGACGUAAAGACUACCUACGUAACCAACAAACCCCCAGCGAUAAGUCACCGACAUGCAACUUUCCAGCGCGCUCUUCUUCGCUAGCCUCGCGGCCACUUUGGUGGCGGCCGCGGAAAAGCCCACCGUGUAUUUGAUCAGGCAUGGUGAAAAGCCCGAGGACGACGACGUGACAGGCUUGAGCAUGGAGGGCGAGCAGCGCGCGCAGUGCCUGCGGGACGUAUUCGGAGCUUCAUCUCAGUACAAUAUUGGAUACAUACUAGCACAGACACCGAAAGAUAAUGGAAAGCGAUCGCGGCCGUACUUGACGGUAAAGCCGCUAGCUGAUGACUUAGGGCUUACCGUAGACACGUCCUGUGACCGGGACGACGCGAAGUGUGUCAAAGAUGCCGUGAAAGACUACGAUGGCGAAGGAAACAUCUUGAUUUGCUGGCAGCACGGCGAGCUAAGCAGCCUCGCCGAGAAAUUGGGCGCCGAUGAUGUCGACGACUAUCCCAGCGAUUCUUAUGAUUUGAUCUGGACUCAGCCCUAUCCCUACAAAGAGAUUACAUCUGUGACAUCUGAGAACUGUCCCGGCUUGGACAAUUAGAACAAGCCUAGUACCGCCUAUCCUGCUUAUUUAGAAUAUACGAACAUGAACCAUAGAUAGCCACGCCCUGAAUACCUCAAAUAGAAAGAAAUCGACAAUAAUCGUGCCUACGUCAAAGUGAUAUAUUUCAGUCUCAAAGUUAACCU
Xylaria bambusicola is the source of this 820-nucleotide messenger RNA. RefSeq names its product putative phosphoglycerate mutase family protein. The record is from RefSeq and is a predicted model, not a curated record. The transcript is spliced from 3 exons. Lineage: Eukaryota; Fungi; Ascomycota; Sordariomycetes; Xylariales; Xylariaceae. The coding region runs from base 141 to 674 and encodes 177 amino acids.